GGAUCAUUCAUUUUGGUUAAAAUUGAAAUGAAAUGUGUCCGAAUGAGUCUUGUCUCAGUCACCACCGCAAGUUCCUCCGAGCGCUUUCUCUAUCGCACUAUCUAUCAUUCUCAUGCUUUCUCCUUCCCUCUGCACCGCCGAUUUCAACCUCUUUCCUCCUCCGCCGUACUCCGUCGUCUUCCACCGUACCGCGCUACCUCCCCCGGUUCUCCGCUCCCACCUUCCGAUAACAAUUCAAGCAACCUUAAAGGAGCAGAUGUUGGUGCAUCUUUAUCCAAAAUUCAAGAUAGGAUACAGAUAUUCUUUGCUGUUCUUUUCUGGUUGUCUCUAUUCUUUUGGGCUUCUGCCUGGGAUGGGAGGAAUAGACCAAACAAGGGAUCAAGAUUUAGAUGAUAAAAUAAAGAUGUUACUUAGAAGUUCCUCCGCACCAAUUCUAACUUCAUUGGUACUCUAUUCCAGAGACUCCUCCACUGAACCAGAAAACAUUUUUCGGCUACCUAAAACAACAUCAGCUUUAAGUCUAAACCAAAUACCUGUAGAGAUAGACCUUAAAAACUCAAGUCCUAAGAGAAAAAACCGUGUGCAACUUAGUAAUAGUGUUCCCAAAAAUCAACAGAGUAUAAAAAUCAAAGAAAGAGAUGAAGUGAAAAGUCCUCAACAAAAGACUUAUUACAUGAAAUCACAACCUUCCAUUCAAGAACUCUUUUCGAGUUUGGAUUUAGAUAAGGGAGUAAUGGAUCAUGAAGAAGAGUGUUGUGGGGGGAAGAAAGAUGGUACCUUGCAGACUUCUGUGAUGGGUGGUGGAAUGGGGAGUGAUGGUGGUUGUAAUGGUAGUGGAAAAGGCUCAAAUGGUGGACAUGGAAGAGGGAAGAAUUUCCAUGAAGGAAAUGAUCGUGGUAGAGAUAGGACAGAUGCUUAUUACCAGAACAUGAUUGAAGCAAACCCCGGUGAUGCUCUUUUGCUGGGAAAUUAUGCAAAGUUUUUGAAAGAGGUUUGUGAAGACUAUCCUAAAGCAAAAGAGUAUCUCGAAAGGGCUAUUUUGGCUAAUCCUGAUGAUGGUCUUGUUCUCUCCCUCUAUGCGGACUUAAUAUGGCAAACAGAGAAAGAUGCUGAUCGAGCUGAAGGAUAUUUUGAUCAAGCCAUUAGAAGUGCCCCAAAUGAUUGCCAUGUCGUAGCUUCAUAUGCUAACUUCCUUUGGGAUGCUGAAGAAGAGGAAGAUAAAGACUGCCAAAGUAAAUCAGAUGAAAAUCAAUCAUAUCCAACUGCUCUCUUUCUUGGAAGUAACCAUCACCUUCGUAUAACCGAAGCCUCAAAAGCUUUACCACUGUUUCUUAAAUGAAGGUGAUAUUGCAUGACAAAUAAGUAUGUUGCUCAAACAGCAGUAACUCAUGCCCCUUUUGGAAGUGAUUACUAGGAAUGGUUGGUGUAAUAGUAACGACUUGCCUACUGUGAAUAGCUUUAGACCAUAACAAGAGAAAUCAACUUUUGAUGCCUCUUGUGCUUGUAAGUAACAAGGCUUCAUCAAAUGUAUGUUUUGAGAAUAUAAUGUUAUGCAUGCAGACACUAAGGAGUACAGUGGUGCAACCUUUUUUUCAA
Messenger RNA from Vigna angularis (adzuki bean), 1596 nucleotides. RefSeq lists its product as uncharacterized. The coding region runs from base 113 to 1339 and encodes 408 amino acids. Gene Ontology annotation, molecular function: protein binding. The record is from RefSeq and is a predicted model, not a curated record. The transcript has 5 exons. NCBI's taxonomy places the organism in Eukaryota, Viridiplantae, Streptophyta, Magnoliopsida, Fabales, Fabaceae.